GAUAAAAAUAACUAAUAACUACUGUGGAAUUCAUACGUUUUAGAAUUUGUAUCUAAAUACAGUCAACACUUGGAAAAACUAAUGUUAAAGGACGAUAGAACAAGAAGAAUCCCGUUCGAAUGGUGUAUGUUUACUGUCGUGCAGGAAACUAUAGAUUUAUGA
Molecule: messenger RNA, 162 nt
Organism: Rhopalosiphum maidis (corn leaf aphid)
Lineage: Eukaryota; Metazoa; Arthropoda; Insecta; Hemiptera; Aphididae
Exons: 2
Source: RefSeq, a predicted model, not a curated record